Molecule: messenger RNA, 753 nt
Organism: Neohortaea acidophila
Lineage: Eukaryota; Fungi; Ascomycota; Dothideomycetes; Mycosphaerellales; Teratosphaeriaceae
Product: IGR protein motif-domain-containing protein
Exons: 1
Cellular component (GO): mitochondrion
Source: RefSeq, a predicted model, not a curated record
AAGCGACCGGCGGCCUUGCUGCGCCUUCCAGCAUCCAUCCGAACCGCCACAUGCCUUCAAUGCCGCCAACUCCACCGCCUCAACGCGCCUACACCCUCCAUCCCCAAACCCACACCCUUCGUCCCGGACGUGCAAACAUUCCUCACCCUCAUCGGCCGUAAUCUCUCUCAGCAUGCGACCAAGAUCCCCAGCUGGGAGGCCCUCUUCACACUUUCGGGCCAGCAGCUUAGAGAGGCCGGCGUGGAGCCCGCACGUGCUCGCCGCUACCUCUUGUGGUGGAGAGAUCGCUUCCGCAAUGGCAUCAGCGGCAUCGGCGGGGACAUGGCGAACGUGAAGGAUGGUGUCGCCGAGCUGAGGAUCGCCGAGGUGCCGAGUCAGCGGAAAACAGACAGUAUGGCCACGCUGUCCAAAGACGCGGGCAUGCGUAAGGUCAUUGUCAACUCCCCCCCUUCUCUCCCGGAAGCCACCACUGUCAAGGCGGAGGAGGGUGCUGCGACGGAGGAUAAGCCCGUACACAUCCUGCCACUCCUGAGAUUACGCGACGCCUCCGAAGCCAAGCCGCUAUCGGGCGUCAAGAUCAUUCAUGGCACUGCCAUCAGCGGGCGUGGAAUCGAGUACGUCAAGGGGUAUCCGGGCUUUGCAAGACUCAAAGUCAAGGAGGGCUUGUGGGAGAACAGAAGAGGGCACAAAGUGGAUGGUGGCGAGCGGCGGAAGGCAGAGGUCCGGGCGAAGCGGAGGGUACAGGAGAGGAAG